Haliotis rufescens (red abalone) is the source of this 4053-nucleotide messenger RNA. Its product is annotated as elongation factor Ts, mitochondrial-like. NCBI's taxonomy places the organism in Eukaryota, Metazoa, Mollusca, Gastropoda, Lepetellida, Haliotidae. Gene Ontology annotation, molecular function: protein binding; translation elongation factor activity. The record is from RefSeq and is a predicted model, not a curated record. The transcript is spliced from 6 exons. Gene Ontology annotation, biological process: mitochondrial translational elongation. Bases 1224 to 2252 code for a protein of 342 amino acids. Gene Ontology annotation, cellular component: mitochondrial matrix.
ACAAAUAGGCAGAAAUGGAUUCUGUACAAAUAAUGUCCUGCAUGGGCCCGUUGCACAAAACAAUCUUAGCGCUACGACUGUCGCAAGCCUAUGUUAAAGUAUGGGAGUUACGAUCACCUUAGCGCUAAGAUAGCUUUGUGUAACGGGGCCCAGGUUUGAGGAUUAUCCGUCAGCAGUUAGUUACAAUUUUUAAACUGAAUAUGACCGUAUUACUCCUUGCUCAAAUCAUACAGUUUCUUGUUUAACGCCACACUAUUGAGUAAGUUAAUUGGGUUUAAGCCGCUUAGAACAAUGCGUAUUUCAGUGAUAUGUACGGCGUGACAGCUUAAUGCCGGAGGAAAGCCCAAAGUGAUGCAGGUCCCUACUUUCCAAUUGGUGAAACCCACGACUUCGGGUGUGGUGCUGACAAACCUAGAAACAUAAUCAGGGCGGACCGAGAUUCGAACCCACUAUCAUAGGUUUCUGACACGUCUACAAGGAACCCAACAGUGCUCAACGAAUUGCAGCGCCUUAGACGAUUGGGCCACCCCUGCCUCCUUGAAUGUUAUUGAACGGGUGAACUCCAGAGUUAAUACGUUUACGAUUAACAAUUGCUUAUCCGAGUUGCAUGUGUGUUGCUGUUCACGAAAAAGUUUAAUGUUGCACUCAUGACAGGGAUUUAUCUGAGUAUUCCACUGUAGUCUACGCCAAAUGUUGCUUUAAAUGUUCAAACUGAAAAUAAAAUAUCCAAGUUCAGGUUAUCAUUAUUAUAAUUAAUGUUUUAGCUUUGCAGAGAUGACUGAAAGCCGGAUCAUACUUCGUUGUACAUUAUUGUAUUGAAUAUUGUAUUAACAUUUCUCUCAAUUAAAGAAACGAACGGAAUAUUAAAAUACCUCUGAAUUGAAAAUAUGAAAAUAGUCUAUUACUUAAUUGUUAUUUUUUAUGUUUGUUUUUAAAUGCGUGAUUAGUAUGCUUAAAAGCAAGAGGGAUGCGCCAGGCUGUACAUAAAACACUACAUGCUGUUGACGGAAAUGGAAGGGUUGAGUGACUGAGUAGUAGUAUUGAAAAAUCUGACUUGAAACCUUAUUUGAAAGUUGAAUACCAGAUUUCUGCAAACCCUAAAAGGACCCCACACUACCAAUAACCACAAUGAUUUCUCCCUACGUAAAAAGCCUUCCUCUAAUGACAGAAGAUCUGUUUCCAAGUUUCACGUGUUUGCAUGUACCGGGUGGGAAACAAACUACAUGGUCAUCAUGUUACAAGGUAUGAUGAAAAUACACACCUGCAUUGUGCGGGCAGUUAGUAUCACACUGACCCGUGAACUGGCCACAGGUCAGACAGGAGCUGACAAAGCUCUACUUAGCAAGCUAAGGAAGAAGACAGGAUUUCCAUUCAUCAGCUGUAAGAAGGCCCUUGACCAGUUUGAUGGCGACUUAGAGCUGGUUAGUACUGGCUUACAAGCAGAAAAAUGGCUGCAGGAACAGGCACAGAAGGAAGGAUGGGCAAAGGCUACCAAGUUACAGAAUCGGCCAAUGUCACAGGGUCUGGUUGGUGUGGUGGGGGAUCAGCAGACAGCCACUAUGGUGGAGGUGAAUUGUGAGACCGACUUUGUGGCUCGGAAUGAAAAGUUUGUGAAGCUGGUAUCAAGUCUAGCCCUGGCCUGUCAAGAACACUUCCUCAGCCAGCCAGACAGGAAGGUAAGCAUGGAUGGCACAGCUCUCCGAGAUCUCCAGGCAGGAGAGGGUCAGACUCUGGCUGAUCUGGUUGCCCUUGAGGUGGGCAGUGUCGGAGAAAACAUGUCCCUGCGUAGAGCUGUUCACCUUCGGGCUGCAGACAACAACUUCCUGUCAUCCUUCGUCCAUGUGUCAGGCCCAGAUAUCAACACAAACAGUGAAUGUAAGUUGGGCAAGUUUGGAAGCUUGUUGGAGCUGCAAGACCUGCCAGUAGAGUCAGAGGACACUCGAGACUCUUCAAGUUCUUCUGACUCUGACUCUGACUCUGACUCCUCAAGUGAGGAGGAAGAGGCUCCCCUGACCCGUGAGGAGGCAUGUCGGCAGCUGGGCCAGCAUGUGGUGGGCAUGAACCCCAGACACAUCGGCAAGGAAGAGGAUGAACCCAGCAAGAGCAAAGAUGAGGAAGACAAACUGAUCUUCCAGGAGUUCUUGAUGAACCCAAGCUUGUCUGUGAAGGACAUGUUAAAGAAGAAUCAUUUAGCUGUGAAGGAGUUUGUGAGGUUUGAGUGUGGUGAGGACUUGGGAGAAGACACCAGCUGAAGAUGGGAUUGUAGUCAUAUUCAGUGUACAUAAUCACUGCACAGUAGUACUGUUGUAAUGUGUUGAAUGUCCAGUGUGUGCUGAGACUGUAAUCAGAUUUUGUAGAUUGUAUGACCAAAUGUAUACCAUACUUGGAAUUGGUAUUGAUAUUGUUAACUCUUUUGAUGACAAUGUGACAAUAUUUUCGAUAAUUUUUCAAUUAAACGAUACUUGCACCAUUAAUGCUGAUAGGCAGUAAGUUGUUAUGCAGCUCCAUAUCUUUUUAUUUUUUGCCAUACUAAAAUCUGUAAUGUUUACAUAUCUCGAGAAUCAGGUGAUUGGGCAUUUUCUACACUUCCACUGAAACCUGUGAAGAUAUGAGGGUUUAUAUACUUUUGGAAAAAAAAUUCCAGUUCACCAAAGAAAAUAACAUGAAAGUAAGGUUGCCAUGGAUUUUUCAGAGUCAUGCGGGAUAAUCACAUGUACAAACACUGUGUUAUCAUUCAAGCCAAACACAGAGUAAAUAGUUGAAGUGUUUUAACCAUGAAAAGCAACUUUGUCGACCACACAUUGUAAAUGUUUAUGCCACAUCUUUCUGAAAAUGAGCUGUUGUGUGCAGUUGGAAUGCUUGAAACCGGAAUUGCAUACAAUGUUCAUCUAAAGCCAUACAGGGACCAACCACCUUCUGGAUGCCCAUUAGUAACUUCAUGUCGGCAAGAUAAUCACAUCCGUCUGGUUCACCUGCGACGUCAGUAUCAAACUGCAACUUUGACAGCCCGCAGCAUCCUCAGCUCCUGUCCGAUUAGUGCAGACUCUGGCAAUCGAUUACAAGAGCCAUAACAUCUGACCGCCCAAUCGAGCUGUAUGCCAAUUUUGCUGCCACGUCAUUGAACUCUAUGCCUGGAAUGAUCAAGAGAAUGUGAGGCUCAGGUAACAGAACUGAGGAUAAUCCUCUUCAGAGAUGAGUCAGGCUUCAUCUUGACAACAGUGAUGGUUGUGUUUAUUGACGUCGGAUGGAACAUUACACCGACCCAUGGAUAUUACAUCACUUUACAGCAGAACAAUGCACGCCCUCACCUGGCAUGUGUGGUCACAUACUUCACUGGACAAUAGGACAUCCCAUCACUCCCUUGGCCUGAUGUUUCGCCAGAUCUGUCGCCAACUGAACAUGUGUGGGAUGAAAGGAAAAGUUGUUUACGCUGAAUUCCAAACCAACAGGUGAUGUCCAGCUGCGACAGAUAUGGAAGACAUCCAUAAGCCUACCUCAACCACCUUGUGUUGUCAGUGAGGUGCUGUUGACAAAUACCGAAUAUUGACCCCCACACCACUUUCAGCCUGAGAUGAUGUUUACGGAGGACAUGUGUUGACACUGUAAAUGAUGAAUUCAUGUUUUAUGGACAUCAAAAUAUUGUUCUGUUGCAAACCUGUUCUUUGUUUGCGUAUGUUUAUUAUUUCCCAUGAUGGUCAGUGAUGGUGUUUUUUCCCUGCUGGUAUUUGAUUCCGGCUGUGUCUCAGAGAAGAUGGAAACCAUGCAGGAACCCUGGUGACCACGUCUUAGUUGAAGGGGAGCUAGGCUAGGGCCUAUUGACAGUCCUUGAAAAUUUGAAUAACUAAAAUCAUUAAAGCAGUGUCUUCUUGCCAGAGUGAGAUUUGAGGAUGUAGUUGUUGUUACAAGGGAUUGUCUAAACGACAUGUGGAUAACUUGUUUCCACAACGCACAUUCUGCACAGUGAAAUGAGUUCGCCGAUUACAUUGAUCAUAAGAGAUCAUUGAUUACAUUAAUCAUAGUACAUUCUGUUUACCAAUAAACAGAUAAGCUUUA